AUGGCCAAGAGAACCAAGAAGGUUGGCAUUGUUGGGAAAUACGGUACUCGUUAUGGUGCCAGUUUGAGAAAGCAGAUCAAGAAGAUGGAAGUUAGUCAGCACAGCAAGUACUUCUGUGAGUUCUGUGGGAAGUACGCUGUGAAAAGGAAGGCUGUCGGCAUCUGGGGAUGCAAGGAUUGCGGGAAAGUGAAAGCUGGCGGUGCCUACACGUUGAACACUGCUAGUGCCGUGACUGUCAGGAGCACCAUUAGGAGGCUGCGGGAGCAGACAGAGAAUUAG
Messenger RNA from Striga hermonthica, 279 nucleotides. Lineage: Eukaryota; Viridiplantae; Streptophyta; Magnoliopsida; Lamiales; Orobanchaceae. The record is from the annotation of a GenBank genome assembly.